Molecule: messenger RNA, 2544 nt
Organism: Aspergillus ruber CBS 135680
Lineage: Eukaryota; Fungi; Ascomycota; Eurotiomycetes; Eurotiales; Aspergillaceae
Product: diphthine--ammonia ligase family protein
Exons: 1
Coding region: 7-2439 (810 amino acids)
Biological process (GO): protein histidyl modification to diphthamide
Molecular function (GO): diphthine-ammonia ligase activity
Source: RefSeq, a predicted model, not a curated record
CCAACCAUGUCAUCACCAAACGGCUUAAACGUGAUCGCCCUGGUGUCAGGCGGCAAAGACUCUCUCUAUUCAAUACUGCACUGUAUCCGCAACGGCCAUAAAGUGGUUGCGCUGGCCAAUCUCUACCCGAAACAAACCAAAACCUCUGCCCCAGAUGGCUCGGGUGUUCAAGAGGAUCACGGGGAUGAGGAAGAAGAUAUUGAUAGUUUCAUGUAUCAGACUAUCGGCCAUAGUGUGGUUCCGUUGUAUGAAACUGCGCUACAGAUUCCGCUUUAUCGGGGGGUUAUUAGCGGUGGUGCGGUGGAUACAGCGAGGGUUUAUGGAAAUGCUUCUACCGCUAAUAAUUCUGGGAAUCAGAAUGAGAGUUUAGGGGAAGGGGAGGGAGAUGAAACAGAGUCAUUAAUCCCGCUUCUGCGAAAAGUCAAAGAAGCCCACCCAGAAGCCAACGCCGUCUCCGCGGGAGCUAUUCUCUCUACAUACCAGCGCACGCGUAUCGAGGAUGUUGCUGCAAGAUUACACCUGGUACCAUUGGCGUGGCUAUGGCAGUAUCCAAUUUUACCACCGCCGGCAGAGCGGCGAGACGCAUCCGCAUUAUCUACCAACGUCGCAGACGCAGGCUUAUUAGAAGACAUGGCCGCCAUCAACUGCUCAGCACGAAUCAUCAAGGUGGCCUCCGGAGGCCUCGACGAGAGUUUUCUCUGGGAAGAUGUAUCUAGUACCUCUUCCGCGACGAGAGGACGCAUUAUCAAGGCGAUGAGGCGCUUUGCAGAGGCGGAUGCGGGGGGUGUAAGGGGGGCGGUAUUGGGUGAGGGAGGUGAGUAUGAGAGCCUUGCUGUUGAUGGGCCUAGUUUUCUUUGGAAGAGGAGGAUUGAGGUGCUGGGGCGGGAGGUUAGAGCUGGGGAAGGAGGUGUUGGGUUUUUGGGGCUGAGGGGGGCGAAGUGUGCCGAUAAGGAGAGCGAUGAUGAGGUUAAGCCCGGGAAUGUGAGGAGGCCGGGGAUUUUGGAUGAGGAGUUUGAUGCGUUACUUGAUGGGUUGAGUUUUGCCGCAGAGGAAGAAAGAGAAGCACCAGUAGCAGGAGCGUCGAAACAAUGGCACUGUGAACCAGUCCAGACGAGCAACGGUGGGCUAUGGACGAUAUCCAACCUCAGCGCACCAGAAGCCGGCCCCGAUGCUGGGAAGCAGAUGUCUGCAAUCGCAGCAAAGGUCCAAUCUAUCCUAUCCUCUACUAGUGACAGAUCAACCGACGACAUCGUCUUUGCAACCGUCCUCCUCCGCUCAAUGACUGACUUUACAAGCAUGAACAAUAUCUACGUCUCUCUAUUCAAAAAGCCUAACCCACCAGCCAGAGCAACAGUGGCCUGCGGCAAUGCCCUUCCCGGCGGAGUCAAUAUCAUGGUUUCUUAUGUGGUUGAUCUUGGCCCGCGGGAUGCGCGACAGGGAUUACAUGUUCAGUCACGAUCAUAUUGGGCACCCGCGAAUAUUGGACCGUACUCGCAGGCCAUCUCAGUCCAGGUUCCGGCUCCGGCAUCGGACCAGGAAUCGAGUAAGUUGGUGUACAUUGCCGGCCAGAUCCCACUUGAGCCGGCGAAUAUGGAAAUGAUUACUUGGGAGGCCUUGUCACAACAUAAACAAAUACAGCAGUCAUGGGUAGCGGAAUACGCUCUACGCGCGGUUCUCGCGCUCCAGCAUCUGUGGCGAAUCGGCGCGGCCAUGCAGGUUGAUUGGUGGGUUGGGGGCAUUGCUUUUUUGACGGGUGAUGAUGAUUAUGGUAACAAGAAUCACAUCCCAACCAAAGCCCGACUUGCCUGGGAAACAUGGGCGAAGAUGCACAUGCGUCCUGAAGAAAAUGACGAGGAGGAUGACGAUGACGAACCAACCCUUGAUGCAUGGGAUCUCAAAUAUGGCCGCAGGGAAUACGCAUACGAGCAAACAUCCUCGACAAAAUCUGCGCCGGGGUUGCCCAACUUCGAUAUUCUGCAGAAACCCGAUCCCACCGAUACAAAUACAAAUACAAAUACGAAUACAGCUACAACUACAAUCCCUCCAUUCCUUGCAGCGCAAAUCUCCGGGUUACCGCGAGCCAGCGAUGUCGAGUGGCAGGGAUUAGGUUGCGUUUGUAAGGAUGUGGCCGUGAUGACGGAUAAGUCCGUUUCGGAUAUCGGCGUUGGUGUUGAUACAUCCACUACCACUGUCGAUAAGAGGCUAGACUAUACUUGCAUUGAGAUCGGUGAAGGUUCUGAAUCGGAUCUGGAAUCGAGUCUGCAGGAGAUUCUGCGGGUUUAUAGCCAGGGUCAGGGUAAGGAGCAUAUGGUACUUUAUACGGCGAAGGUGUUGGAGGAAGGGUUUGUGUGGCCGGGGCAGAUUAUACCUUGUUUGUCGGUUUGGGGGAGGGAGGGGAGGAGGUUGAAGGGUGGGGUUAUUAUACAGAAGUGUUCGUAGCCAUUUUCAAGGUUGUUGUUAUGGGUGGUUUUUCUAUGGGUAUACUCUGGGUUCGCAGCCAAGCAUUGCCAUACCACGAUCACGCAUUUAUAGUCGAGAACUCCA